Molecule: messenger RNA, 2573 nt
Organism: Symphalangus syndactylus (siamang)
Lineage: Eukaryota; Metazoa; Chordata; Mammalia; Primates; Hylobatidae
Gene: CDIP1
Product: cell death inducing p53 target 1
Biological process (GO): intrinsic apoptotic signaling pathway in response to DNA damage by p53 class mediator
Cellular component (GO): cytoplasmic side of lysosomal membrane; cytoplasmic side of late endosome membrane; nucleus
Molecular function (GO): zinc ion binding
Source: RefSeq, a predicted model, not a curated record
UACCGUAAAUACAAAAAUUAGCUGGGUGUGUUGGCGGGCACACCUGUAAAUCCAGCUACUUGGGAGGCUUAAGCAGGAAAACUGCUUGAACCUGGGAUGUGGAGGUUCCAGUAAGCCAAGAUCACACCACUGCACUCCAGCCUGGGCGACAGAGCGAGACGCUGUCUCAAAAGAAAAAAACACCUCGUAUACAUUGGGCAAACAGGCCCCAUUGGGCAAACAGGCCCCGAGCAUCCCACGUGCACAGCCCCAGCUCCAGGCCAAAUCGCCUCCGCUCCCACUGACGUCACCACGGCGCAUCACGUGCCUCCCGAGGCCCCGCCCCCGCCGUGACGUCCCGGGCCUCGGCCCUGGUCCAAAGUCUACCCGCCUCCUUGUGACAGAAGUGCGACCGCCAGCUGCUGAGGCGUUCGGUCGUGCUGUUGCGGCCGCUGCCCCAGGGCUGCGAAGACGGUGAGUCGCCUGGACGCAUUCGGAGACGGCCUCUCGCGGGAGCCCUCCUCCCCAGGGGAAGGGUCUGGACGCCGGCUCCCCUCAGCUCCCGGAGCCCUGCCUGUUCCCUGUCCUUCCAGGCCAGCAGCUGAAGGAGCCUCACCUGCCUCCCUUCUCUGAGUAGCAAGGAUUUGAGCUUCCAAACAGGGAAGAGCAGGUGACUGCUGAGAGGAGAAGCAGUGAAGAUGUCCAACGAGCCUCCCCCUCCUUAUCCUGGGGGCCCCACAGCCCCACUUCUGGAAGAGAAAAGUGGAGCCCCACCUACUCCAGGCCGUUCCUCCCCAGCCGUGAUGCAGCCCCCUCCAGGCAUGCCACUGCCCCCUGCGGACAUUGGCCCCCCACCCUAUGAGCCGCCGGGUCACCCAAUGCCCCAGCCUGGCUUCAUCCCCCCACACAUGAGUGCAGAUGGCACCUACAUGCCUCCGGGUUUCUACCCACCUCCAGGCCCCCACCCACCCAUGGGCUACUACCCCCCAGGGCCCUACACGCCAGGGCCCUACCCUGGCCCUGGGGGCCACACAGCCACAGUCCUGGUCCCUUCAGGAGCUGCCACCACGGUGACAGUGCUGCAGGGAGAGAUCUUUGAGGGAGCACCUGUGCAGACGGUGUGUCCCCACUGCCAGCAAGCCAUCACCACCAAGAUCUCCUACGAGAUUGGCUUGAUGAAUUUUGUGCUGGGUUUCUUCUGUUGCUUCAUGGGAUGUGAUCUGGGCUGCUGCCUGAUCCCCUGCCUCAUCAAUGACUUCAAGGAUGUGACGCACACAUGCCCCAGCUGCAAAGCCUACAUCUACACGUACAAGCGCCUGUGCUAACGGAGCUGGGACUCGGGACUCCCCCGCCUGUCAGUCUGGCCCCCUGUGCUUUGCUCCCUGCGCUCAGUGGUCACUUUCCCGCUCCCACUUGGGGCUGGGAGCUGUGCCACCAUCCCCUAGAAGUCCUGUCCUCUUCGACCUGCCCUGCCCUGAGAAACUGACUCUUCUGGCAAAAAUUCUGUUGGGAUUUAAGGCCAAGGGUCAGUGGGUGGCAGGGGGCUGGCACUGAGCUUGUGUGUUGUUGGUCUGCUUGGUGUGUGUGAUCAGGAAGAUAAGCUGGGAGGGGUCUCCUGCUGGGGUCCUGAUUCCUCUAUUUCCAAACAAGGUACAGAUUCAGUCCAGAGUCUUUCCCCCUGGGACCAAAAGCAGCCAGAGCAGUAGCCAGUUAGUUCCCCAGGCCUGUGGCCACAGUUGUUUCUGACCUGCUGGGCCGAGAAUGGGUAAGUUGUCUGGAGUCAGGCGGACCCACGUAGCACAGGGUCACGAAGCCUGGGUUUGUUUCUGGGUACUUUGCGUCUCUGGGGUGCUAGAGGUGGGGCAUGGUGGCUGGAAGUAAAACUGCCAACUCUGGCCCUCAGAACUCUCAGGUAUAGAAACCCAGGGUGUCUAAUACCCUGUCCCAGUGCCCGAGAGCUGCCUGGUGUCAGGUAGAGAGGACAGUGUACCUGGGUGAGAGAUCAGACCCUGGUAGCUAAGAAGGAACUUGUCCCUUUGAAUCAGUGUGCAGACCCCCUUUCAGGCCAUGCCUCUGUGAACUCUGUAUUGCUGGGGCCGGAAGGAGCCCCUGAGCCUAGCCCCUUCCCGUCUGCCCUGUGUCCUCACUGCGUGUGGGUAUGACUUCUGCCCGGUGACUGGUGUGUCCCAGCUGGGCAAGACAUGGCAGAGGGUCCCCCCCUGUGGGUGCGCUUGGAUGUGCAGAGCCUUCUCCAUGGGUUUCCUUCCCUGUAAGUGCCGGGCCCCUUGCCCCAGCUGACAAGCUGUUGCUGUGCCUGCUCACAUCUGCUCCUGCAGGCCCACUAGGCUAGGGGCGAGGAAGGAGCAGCCACAAGUGGUAGAACUGCCUUGGUGGACACCAGCCUCGCCCUUUCUUUAUUUCCUGAAUGGUUUGUGAACUUGCUCACCUGGACUGCUGCAUCCUGCCACUGUCCUUCCUGGUCUCGCACUGCCACUGCAUGGCCUCCUGUCACUGUGAAUCGUGGCCCAGUCUCAGUUUGUAGUUUCUCAUUAAAUUGGCCCUUUCACUCCCCCGCCCUGGGCCUCUGCUCUCUU